UCCCAGUUGUCUCCCAUGAAAACUUCCUGUUAAACACGCAACAUGCUGGCGAGAAUUGCAAUUGAGUGAUCGAAUGUUUUUAAGAUGUCGAGCCUUUUGUUGGUCGGACAAUACCAGCUAUAUCACUUACAUUGAUAACAUUUCAAAGAACUACCCGAAUACCGUAUGUCACAUAUUGAAGAAUUCUCAAGAAACUGUUAACAAGAAUAUAGCGUGCGCGAAAACUGGAUCUCUUACUCGUCAGAAAUGAUAGUUGCGAAUGUGGCAUGAACACUGACAUUUGAGGGCCGACAUAUUACAAGUUCGUCACUGAACAGGUGCCUUAAGUGUCGUACUUUUGACCAAUCACUGCAUAUUUUGGACAUAAUCCCAGGUCAAAUCCAAAAUAUACAAUAUGCCUGCCCUGUGCGAAAAGACGGUUGAUGAUAUCGAGGACAUAGUCUCUCAGCAUGAUUUGGGUUCUUAUGACAGAGACAUAUCUCGCUCGGAAGUGCUGCCACGGGCUCGCAAGUCAAAAGUUACGAAGCGACAUAUGUCAAUAGAAGAGAAUGUUGAAGCUGAUAGUUAUAUUCCAGGAACCCACAAGGUGUAUGUAAAGACCUGGGGCUGCUCUCACAAUAACUCUGACAGUGAAUAUAUGGCUGGACAGCUAGCAGCAUACGGUUACAAAAUCACAGAGGAGAAAGAGAAAGCCGACCUGUGGCUGCUGAACAGCUGUACUGUGAAAAGUCCAGCGGAAGAUCACUUCCGGAAUGAGAUCACUCGGGCUCGCGAGCUGGGCAAACAACUGGUGCUGGCGGGGUGUGUUCCUCAAGGUCAACCCAAGGCCGAUUACAUCCAGGGGCUGAGUGUCUUGGGAGUGCAGCAGAUAGACCGGGUCGUGGAGGUCGUUGAGGAAACCCUGAAAGGUAAUUCAGUUCGACUACUUGGUCAGAAGAAACAAGAAGGCAAGAAAACAGGUGGCGCCUCACUCAGCCUACCCAAGAUUCGCAGGAACCCGCUCAUCGAGAUCAUCGCCAUCAACACAGGAUGCCUGAAUCAGUGCACGUACUGCAAGACGAAGCACGCCCGGGGGGACCUGGGCAGCUACGAACCUGCCGCCAUUGUAGCCCGGGCGAUACAGUCAUUUGAGGAGGGUGUUGUCGAGAUAUGGCUGACAUCGGAAGACCUUGGCGCCUACGGUCAUGACAUUGGCGUCACAUUGCCCGAGUUGCUAUGGCAACUUGUUGAGGUUAUCCCAGAGGGUGCCAUGAUGAGACUGGGGAUGACCAACCCUCCAUACAUCCUGGAACAUCUUGAGGAGAUGGGGAAGAUCCUGCAGCACCCCCGAGUCUACUCCUUCCUUCACGUGCCCGUCCAGUCUGCCUCCGACAGCGUUCUCAUGGACAUGAAGCGGGAGUACUGUCUGGACGACUUCAAGCAUGUCGUGGAUUUCCUCAGAAGCAGAGUACCAAAUGUUACCAUAGCAACAGAUAUUAUUUGUGGAUUUCCUACAGAAACAGAAGAGGACUUCGUGGAGACGAUGGAGCUGGUGAGGGAGUACAAGUUCCCCAGUCUCUUCAUCAACCAGUUCUUCCCCCGACCAGGCACCCCGGCUGCUAAGAUGAACCGCAUACAUCCCCAGGAGGUAAAGAAGAGGACGAAAAGAGUCUCUGAACUGUUUCAGUCUUACAGCCCGUACGAACACAAGCUGGGAGAGAAGCAGACGGUGUUGGUGACAGAGACCUCCCACGACAAUCAGUUCUACGUCGCACACAACAAGAGUUACGACCAGGUGCUAGUUCGUAAGGAUGACAACCUGAUGGGCAAGAUGGUGGAUGUGGAGAUCGUGGAGACGGGUAAACACUUCCUCAAGGGGAGACAACUGAAAGGCAAGGAUGCUGUUCGCCCAGCAGUUCCUCCACCAAAGAAGAAGGGCGAGGUCUCGGGUGUUGAGCUGGCAGAGCAGCAGGCUUCCCAUUCUGUUUUGAUGUGGGUGGCUGUGGGUGCUAUUGCCCUGGGUAUGGCCUGGAGGCUGUGCAACAUCCUGCUGACAUGGGCCCAGUGACCUGACCGGGAUGGGAGGCUCAGAGACCUGCUGACUGGGAUGGGAGGCUCAGUGACCUGCUGACAGGAACAGGAGGCUCAGUGACCUGCUGACUGGGAUGGGAGGCUCAGUGACCUGACUGGGAUGGGAGGCUCAGAGACCUGCUGACUGGGAUGGGAGGCUCAGUGACCUGACUGGGAUGGGAGGCUCAGAGACCUGCUGACUGGGAUGGGAGGUUCAGUGACCUGCUGACAGGAACGGGAGGCUCAGUGACCUGCUGACUGGGAUGGGAGGCUCAGUGACCUGACUGGGAUGGGAGGCUCAGAGACCUGCUGACUGGGAUGGGAGGUUCAGUGACCUGCUGACUGGGAUGGGAGGCUCAGUGACCUGCUAACCGGAACGGGAGGCUCAGUGACCUGCUGACUGGAACGGGAGGCUCAGUGACCUGCUGACCGGAACGGGAGGCUCAGUGACCUGCUGACUGGAACGGGAGGCUCAGUGACCUGCUGACAGGAACGGGAGGCUCAGAGACCUGCUGACCGGAACGGGAGGCUCAGUGACCUGCUGAGUGGGAUGGGAGGCUCAGUGACCUGCUGACUGGAACGGGAGGCUCAGUGACCUGCUGACCGGAACGGAACGGGAGGCUCAGUGACCUGCUGACCGGAACGGGAGGCUCAGUGACCUGCUGACCAGAACGGGAGGCUCAGUGACCUGCUGAGUGGGAUGGGAGGCUCAGUGACCUGCUGAGUGGGAUGGGAGGCUCAGUGACCUGCUGACCGGAACGGGAGGUUCAGUGACCUGCUGACCGGAUCGGGAGGCUCAGUGACCUGCUGACCGGAUCGGGAGGCUCAGUGACCUGCUGAGUGGGAUGGGAGGCUCAGUGACCUGCUGACCAGAACGGGAGGCUCAGUGACCUGCUGAGUGGGAUGGGAGGCUCAGUGACCUGCUGACCGGAACGGGAGGUUCAGUGACCUGCUGACCGGAUCGGGAGGCUCAGUGACCUGCUGACCGGAUCGGGAGGCUCAGUGACCUGCUGACCGAGAUGGGCAGUUCAGGGACAAUGCUUGUAUCUCCUAAGGCUGUGUGAGAAGUGUUUAAGCUGGUCUGUGAUAUAGACACUCCUCACUCACACUGUAACAUUUUGUUUUAUCGUCAUGUGAGAAUGCUGUAAGUGUGAUUCAUGGACAGUUGGUGGAAGACUGCCACUAUUGUGUUUAUGCAACACAAAGAAUAAACUGAGUAAAAUGAA
Messenger RNA from Haliotis rufescens (red abalone), 3275 nucleotides. Its product is annotated as threonylcarbamoyladenosine tRNA methylthiotransferase-like. Gene Ontology annotation, molecular function: tRNA (N(6)-L-threonylcarbamoyladenosine(37)-C(2))-methylthiotransferase activity; 4 iron, 4 sulfur cluster binding. Gene Ontology annotation, cellular component: endoplasmic reticulum. Gene Ontology annotation, biological process: tRNA methylthiolation. The transcript has 14 exons. The coding region runs from base 395 to 2047 and encodes 550 amino acids. The record is from RefSeq and is a predicted model, not a curated record. NCBI's taxonomy places the organism in Eukaryota, Metazoa, Mollusca, Gastropoda, Lepetellida, Haliotidae.